AGCGAGCGAAGGUUCGGGCGGGGCGAGAGGUCGCUGGCGUCGAGGUAGCUGCCAGUACGCGUCCAGCCUGCCGCUGUCAAAAGACGUUUUUCGAUCGGUUUUAGAAAAAUUUGUAUCGCGUUCCCGCAGGGGGAGGAGAGCUAGAGUCACGACGAAGGCACAGCCCGGGCGUAGCUCGAUUUCGCUGUUAGAAAGCGAAGAAGGCACCUAAGAAAGGUGGACGAAUCGCGCGGGACGAUAUAUAAACGGAAGAGUAUUCGGGAGUGUUUAUGCAUCAAUCAAACGGCGAGGAGGUGGCGGAGUAGAUCCAGAGAGAAUAGAGAGCCAGAGGGAGAAGUGAUAUCAACUCGUAGUUUUGGAAGAAAAAUAGAAGUGACCGCGCGUCGCCGGUGAACGAUUCAAAGUAUAUAUAUACAUAUAAAAAAAAUAAAAUUUUUUUUUUCAAAAAACGCGUAAGGAGAAACGGCAGAGCGUAUACCCCCCGUUUGGAUUGUGUAAAAAGUACCAACCCACCUCCUGAGAGACGGGGCUGUGCCGGGGCUUACGAUUCUCAAAUUAUCGAUCAAAUACAUAGUAUCGGAAAAUACAAGUGACCGGGAGUGCGCGAAAAAAAAUCCCCAAUAAUUCUCUCGUCGCGAUAUCACGGUGAUAUAAUUAUCGCCGAAAAAAAAAAACGGUACAAUACAAGCGAGAACGCAUCGUUACGGGGAUAAUAAUCGAAAUUCAAAAUCCAUCAUUCGAAAAUAAAGCAGGGAGUUAACGACCCGCAAAGGCAGUGUGAUACGAUUAAAGGCAGAGGCAGCCAGGCGAUCCGACGGAGUCGAAAGUCCAGGGUGUAUGAAUGUCCGAGUUCCGCGGUGCUGCAACGGCGCGGUUUAACCACCCUUGGACAUAGGAAGCAGGAGACGUGCGAGGAGGAAGCCGUUUCAUCGGUCUCCGAGUUCGCGGGGUGGCUUCGAAAUUUCAGGAUCGUCCGGAAAUAGGCGUAAGGGUGGCGGCGUCCCGAGGUGGUCGACGCCGAAGGUAGCUCGGUGGGCCGACGAGUUUUGGGGGGGCGCGAGGGUUGCGUCGUGUCCGAUCGCCGGGGGUGGAAUAACAAGGGGCGGGGGUGGCGUUUGUGAAGGCAACCUGCGGCAAGAUGGGCUGCGCCAUGUCAGCGGAAGAGCGGGCCGCUCUGGCCCGCAGCAAGCAGAUCGAGAAGAAUCUCAAGGAGGAUGGUAUCCAGGCCGCCAAGGACAUCAAGCUCCUGCUUCUCGGAGCUGGAGAGUCCGGCAAGAGUACCAUCGUCAAACAGAUGAAAAUCAUCCACGAGAGCGGAUUCACGCCGGAAGACUUCAAACAGUACAGGCCGGUUGUCUACAGCAAUACGAUACAAUCUCUGGUCGCCAUUCUCAGAGCUAUGCCCAAUCUUAACAUCGUCUUUUCGACCAACGAACGAGAGACCGAUGCUAAGAUGGUGUUCGACGUUAUCCAACGGAUGGAGGACACCGAGCCGUUCAGCGAAGAACUACUGGCUGCUAUGAAGAGGCUUUGGGCCGACAACGGGGUCCAAGAGUGUUUCGGGAGGAGUAACGAGUACCAGCUGAACGAUUCGGCUAAAUACUUCCUCGACGAUUUGGACCGGUUAGGUGCCAGGGAGUAUCAACCAACGGAACAGGACAUUCUCAGGACUCGAGUGAAAACCACUGGGAUAGUAGAGGUCCACUUUUCGUUCAAGAACCUCAACUUCAAGUUAUUCGACGUCGGUGGCCAGAGGAGUGAGCGCAAAAAGUGGAUCCAUUGUUUCGAGGAUGUAACAGCCAUCAUAUUUUGCGUAGCCAUGUCCGAGUAUGAUCAAGUUCUUCACGAGGACGAGACAACGAACCGGAUGCAGGAGAGCUUGAAGCUUUUCGACUCGAUUUGCAACAACAAGUGGUUCACGGACACGUCGAUAAUUCUUUUCUUGAACAAAAAGGAUCUCUUCGAGGAAAAGAUCCGCAAAUCGCCCCUGACCAUAUGCUUCCCCGAAUACGCCGGCGCCCAAGAAUACGGCGAAGCGGCUGCCUACAUCCAGGCACAAUUCGAGGCAAAGAACAAAUCUACUUCGAAAGAGAUUUACUGCCAUAUGACAUGCGCCACCGACACAAAUAACAUUCAGUUUGUCUUCGACGCUGUGACAGACGUGAUUAUAGCUAAUAAUCUUCGCGGCUGCGGUCUCUACUAGCCUAAUUCAAUAACGUAAUACAUCCUAUUUAAACAACCUAUAAUUAUAAGCGUGAACAAUUGACGAGAAAAAAGGGCCGCGAGCAGAAGAGAGAAAGAGGAAAAGAUGGAGAGAUCGAGAGCUGCCGUUAGGAAGAGGGAUGAUUGGAAUGAAGAAGUAGGAAGAAACAAAGUGAAGACAACAAGAAAGAAGGGAAAUGGAAAUGCGAAAGGAUAAGAAAUGAAAGGAAUAGAACGUGAUUAAUUACAACGCUUCUGUAAAACCUGUUAAACGGUUUUCAAUCCAACUUUAUCAUUAUAUAUAUUUAACUGUUUUAUAUGUACAGUGGCUCUUAAACGUAUACAUAAUAUACUGUAUGAAUAGGGUAUAUCGAGUACAUACAUUAAUAGAAUCUUACGUAACUAGAGAGAAAAAGAGGGAGAGUGUGAGAGAGUGUGAGAGAGAGGGAGAGUGAGAGUCAGAGAGAGAGGGUGAGAGAGCGAGAGGGGGGAAGAGAGAGGGAGAGAGAGAGGGAAAGAGUGUGAGAGAAGAGUGUGUGUGUGUGUGUGUGAGAGAGAGAGAGAGAGAGAGAGGAAGAGAGAGAGAGCUAAUCAUUACUACAUUGGUGAGUUAUUGAAAAAUCUCGACGUCAGCAGACGAUUGACUUUUAUUCGUCGUAUAAAUAUACGCAAUUUGCAGUGGAGGCUGCUUAGCUGCGAUUCAGAUCUGAAACAUUCGUUGAAGCGAGAUUUUUAUUUUUUAUUUUUCUCUGUUAUAUAUCGAACGCUGAAAAUAUUAUCGAGCGUUCACCGCAUUCAUUAAAGGUUUCUCAUUAUCAAUUACUACACAGCUGUGCCAGAUUCUCGAGAUACGAAUCUCUCGGUCUUGAUCUGAAAUUUAAAUAUCACAAAAAUCCGCUUUUUUUUCCCCGAAUUUAUGAGGGCGAAAGAUUUGAAUUAUCGUUAUUAAAGGUUGCGAUAUUUUAGCUAGUGUAUCGUUGGAUUCAUUUACUCAAAAACAAAGACCACGAAUAAUACGGAUAUACAAUAAACAGGUAAAUAUUGUGAUCGAAGUGAAAAAAUUGCACAAAUUGUUUAUUUAUAUAUUUUUUUUUUUUACAUCCGAUUCGUGAAUAUCGCAGAUGUAACGAAAAUACUGCAAUUCACGAGGCGCACAGGGCAACUGCACAAAGGGGAUAAAAUUUUUGAAUAAAAUAAAUCGAGUUCAAAUCAUAUAUGCACAUAUACUACACACGCACAUGAUAUACACCGUACGCAGCGUACAGUUUUUAUCACUUACAAAUCGCAGUAGAGACAGAGAAAGAUAUAGAGUCGGCAAUCAAAGAAGCAACAAAAGUAAUACCUAAGUGAUCAAAUUUAAAAAAAAAAAUUAUCAUUACGUAUUAUUAUUAUUCUAAUUAAAUAAAAGUAAACAUACGCGCAAAUAUAUAAAUUUUUUUCACUACUCUGUCGUCCUUUUUCAUAUUUAGUUUUUACCAUAUUAUUAUUAUUAUUAUUUUAUCUGCUUAACUCGUUCCUGGAUACGUAAAGUUUAAUUUUUUUCUUCUUUUAUAAUUAAAUAAAUGAGUUUUCACGACAUGUAUAUAAAUAUUAUAAAUUCAUCUGGGAAACUAUCGUCAUGGAAAAUAACAAUCAUAUAAUUCUCUCAUCGCAGUUUCGCAAUUUAAUGAGAACAGUCCAAAGAGCGAUUAUAAUUAUUUUCUGUUGAAUUUGUAUGAGUAAAAAAAAAACUUGGUAGUUUAAUGGCGAAAGCGCUGUUUUAUAAUUAUUACGUGUAAUACGUUUGUGGUUUAGUUCCAAUGCAAUAGUCGUUCCGAAGGAAACAAGGCUUACAUUUCUAUUUACGGACCUCUGCCUCAAUCGCGUUGGUUUUGGAAAUUUUACUUUGCAUCAUUUGUACACUAUGAUUUGCUUACGUUUAUACACUUGAAUUUAUCAAUCCAAUAUCCUCACAACGUGAAACGUAUACCCCAAUAUAUAAUAAUCAUGUCACGGCGUUAUAAUAAUUACACGUGACCUGAUAGAACUCGAGUUAUUAUAGAACAAAUCUACGGUGGCAUUUAUUUAUUCUAUACAAUUAAAAACAAAAAGGUUUAAAAAGAAAUGGUAGUAAUUUAUAGUUCAUACUCACGCGAUUGCAUCACGCGCAUGUUGGUACAGACUCCGUUUGGCGGCGUAUGAUAAUUUAUAAUGUUAUAAAAAAAAUAUUAGCGCUAGAUGAUAAAAAAAAAAAAAAAAAAAAAAAGUAAAGAAAUAAAAUAUAUAUACAUAUACAUGUAUUGUAUAUAUAUAUUCGACACACAUGCACAAAUAAAUGAUUGUUCAAUUAAAAAUAUUACCCGGCAAUUAUAUAAUCCUGGGCUAGUACGUCUUUAUCCGAAAACGUAUUUUUCUAACAACAUAUUAUCUCUUAGAUGCGAUCAUUUUCUAUUAUAGGCAUGCAAUUUAUUUGUCUUUAUCGUCAGUAUUUUCUUAGCCUUUUUUUUUCUAUUGCUUGUCCGUUAGUUUCUUCGUUUUUCAUUAUUUAGAAAAAAAAAAUAUGUAUAUAUAUAUAUACAUAUAUAUAUAUAUAUAUUCACAACUAUUUUGACAAUAUCCUGGUAGCACUGCAUUUUCGGAGCGGGAGAAUGAAAUGAUUACAUGUACACACAAAACAAAAGCUCAUACGGGACCUCACAGCGUAAAUAUAUAUUAUUAUAAUUCAUAUACUAUACAUUCAAAGUUACAAAUUUAAACAGUCAAAAAAAAAAAAAAGAAAAAGAAAAAAAGAAAAAAAAAACCAAUACACAGAUUUCGUUGCGCACAGUCGUAAGAUUCGAGGCACUGUAAUAGGAGAGUCAAGAAAAAUAGCGCGUAUAGAAGAAAGAAGUAAGAGACCAAAGGAACAGAUGAAUGAAAAACGAUGAAAAGAAAAAUUUUAAUUAAAAAUGCACGAAUAUUUUUCGCUCCUGAAGUACUCUUAAACACUGAUAUUUUCAUAUCUAUUAUAUUUUACUAUUACGCAAAUCAAGUGAGAGCAUGAAAGAAAAACGAUGAAAACGAAAAAAAAAAAAAAAAAGAAAACAAAA
This is a messenger RNA of Neodiprion virginianus, 5270 nucleotides long. RefSeq names its product guanine nucleotide-binding protein G(o) subunit alpha (gene Galphao). Gene Ontology annotation, biological process: adenylate cyclase-modulating G protein-coupled receptor signaling pathway. Gene Ontology annotation, cellular component: heterotrimeric G-protein complex. NCBI's taxonomy places the organism in Eukaryota, Metazoa, Arthropoda, Insecta, Hymenoptera, Diprionidae. The coding region runs from base 1139 to 2203 and encodes 354 amino acids. Gene Ontology annotation, molecular function: GTPase activity; G protein-coupled receptor binding; GTP binding. The record is from RefSeq and is a predicted model, not a curated record. The transcript has 9 exons.